Spodoptera littoralis (African cotton leafworm) is the source of this 1853-nucleotide messenger RNA. The record is from the annotation of a GenBank genome assembly. Lineage: Eukaryota; Metazoa; Arthropoda; Insecta; Lepidoptera; Noctuidae.
GUUAUUAUUAGGCGAAUUUUCGUUUAUGUGCCUAUAUAAUCGCUGUAUCAUCGACGACAUUCAUUGCGACAGUACUGCAACAUUAAAAAACUAAUCGAGCAUUCCGCGCGCGCGCGAAAUUUCAUUCCUAUCAAUAAAACCGUCGAGUUUAUUAUUGAUCGCCGCGAGACUAGGUCAUCAAGAUGAGUCUCAAAAACGGGGCAAAAAUGUCUCAACGUGAAAAAUUCGAGUUAAUUAACUCUGAAGUGCGUUCUUUUUACGAAUAUUGUAAGGAAGCUGGUAUGAGCGAUGAAGAAAUGGAUUUAAUUUGUCGUCCUCUCACAAAUUCUGUGAGAAAAGCUACUAUCAAACGUUGGACAAGGGUGGUCCUCGUUUUGAUAAUGGGAAUAGCCAUUGGAUACACUGUGAGCCAAACGGAUACUUUCAAAUGGCAUGCAUCGGCCUUGGCCAGGAUCGUUUUGAUAAAAUUGCUGCCAGUGUGGGAUUGGACACCUCUGUACCACAACAAGUGCAUGAUAGCGAGACCUGCGGAACCACCUAAUGUCGAAGCAGGAGCAUCAACAACCGAUUGCAUAGCCUGCGAGGCAGUCAAAAACAUUGCGCGCUUGUCAGACACCUCAUACAACGAAGUAUUCAACCACCACCUCCUUCGCGGGGCGCCGGUUAUCGUCGUGGAUGCUCACUACGAUUGGUCUUCACGAGAUGAACUUAACCUGACCGGUUUGAUCAGCGACGAUGACCGACUCCGCGACUCGGUUCCUUGUAGAAUCCUAACCAACAUAAGAAUCGGACGACAGCCUAUGGACUUAGAAGAAAUAGUUUCUAGGAUAACAAACACAGACAUACCGAGUUGGUUUGUCCAUUUCCAAAACUGCGAUAUACGUGCAGUUAAAUCCUUCAGGGUCCUCGCACCUAGGCCAUACUUCCUGUCCCCUCACAUCCCUCCCUCCCACUUUAAUUGGUUAUUAUUGUCUAAGAACUACGAUACUCAUAGAUAUAAGUAUUUGGAGUUUGACAUUGGAUUGAUAAUCAUGUCUCAGUUGAAAGGCAAGUCGUUUGUUCAAUUACGACCGCGAGCGCCUUGCGAAGAUGAUUGUUACACUCUAAACUUUGAGCUGACAGAAGGAGAAACUCUUGUGUUGGCUAACUCCCUCUGGGAGUUUGAAUAUUUACCGGGCAAGGGUGAAAAUGUUGCCAUGAUCACGGAAACUGAUUGGAACGAAUCCUAAUGUACUUAGAUAACUCGUGUUAAUGUCCUCUAAUAGUAGAUAAAUGAAUGUCGGAUGUGUACCAAUUUUAAUCGAAAUUGUUGUCAGAAGGAAUGAAAAUAUUACAAAAUGUAACUUAACUGUAUGUUUGCAGUUCACAAUCGAUGAAAUCGGUGCAUAUCUAAAAAAAUAAGCUAAGUAUCCACAUAUUAUUAUUUAAAAUGUAAGAUGUUCAACAAUCUAUGACUACGAUAUGAUUGUCUUUAUAAUGCAAGGAAUUAAGAAAGUUGUGACAAUGAAACGAGUCAAGCUAGACAUUAAAGUCUUAUUUUGGCGAAUAUCGCACAAUAUUGAAAUAUUUAAGGUGUAUUAAAUACCAAUAAUUAUUUGAUUUUAAAACCAACUCAUUUGAAAUAUUUCAGUGCAGAUUUAUGUGAAUCGUAUUUACUAGCUUUGGAAAUAAAGAUUGAAGUUAAAAUGUAACAAGCAUACGGCAAGCGUUUAAUAAAGUAAAUAAAUUGAGUUAAUGAAGAACAUGCCACAUAUCAGUCAUCGUUAACAUUUCAUGAUCACUUCAAUAGGUUUUAAGUCAAAUUGUACUGAAGACGGGUUUAUUGAGCUAUUAAGUACGACUUCAGACUCGAU